CAGCUCGAUCCGCUUUCGACGGCCUUUUUUGCAUCCCGCAUGCAACGACAGACGCAAAUCGUGAUUGAGCCAAGGAACGGCAUCUGAGUCGUGACUCCGACCCGGCCCGCCAGAAUCUCUCACGAUGGCGCUUUUCUUUCCCGUUCCCUCUAGCUCCAGCGGAGAUCUGACUCUCACUCUCACUCUCACUCUCUCUAUUUCUCUCCAUUCCAUUCUUCUUCAGGGACAAGGCGCAGUAGACCGCGGCCGUAGUGCCAUCCAGCCUGGAACAAAAGUUGCGACACAUCGUGCAGAAAACCCCAUGCUUGUUGACGGUUCUGCCUCGUGGACGUAGAUCGAGCCAGGACAUGCGGGCAUCGCUUGCAACUAGCAUGUCCUCUUGCAUCGCGGAAUCUGGCUUGAGAGACUGCCUUUUCUGCGGUGCAACGCGCCAUCAUUGUCUGUUCCUACUCGCCUGCCAAAUUGAACUUGGUCUGCCUCCAAAUCAAACUCUCCCGCGUGCCAAAAUCUUUCCUCUGCUAGGCGUGGCCGUUUGCAGUAGUCGACGCACGGCUUUUGCCUUUAAAAAAUCCCUCUGGUCCCGACGGCUCUGCAGCUUGUGGCUCCGAUCACCCACUAGCAGCAGAUAUACUUUUUGUUCCGUUGAGCUAGUUCGAAGCUGCGCGUCACCACUACUAGCCAAUAGUGCGACUCGAUCGGGUUGCCAAAUGAUCAGACUCCCACGGCCUUACUCGCCUUAGGGACUGACCUAUAACAUCUAUUAAAUGGCCGUUUGGGCAGCAGCGAAAGUGCUAAACACCAUGGACUGCAUGUCGCCUCGCCCUUUGUCUAUCUGACUACGAUUUGGCCUAGCGGAAGCCCCACCAUCAGAAGCGUGUGCGCUAUUUCUUCGCUAUGACCGCUCGUCUUCUCAUCAAUCAGAGCAGUGGCACGGUCACCACGAUGGAAUUUAGUAGGCCCUUGGUGCCUCAACACUGAUUGUCGUGCCGAAAUGACAAGGAGUUUGUAUUUAUGCGAGCUGUGCGUGCACAAGACGGGUCCCCCUUGCCAUGAAUAGAAUGAGCUGUUCAGCAUGAAGGGCAUGCAACUCACGGCUAGGAUGAAUGCUUCUUAAUGUGUUUGCUCACGCUCAACCAAAUUGGCUCGAGACAUCGAUUGCAAUUCAUACAAGGGUGCAC
Messenger RNA from Verruconis gallopava, 1178 nucleotides. RefSeq lists its product as uncharacterized. The record is from RefSeq and is a predicted model, not a curated record. Bases 348 to 740 code for a protein of 130 amino acids. NCBI's taxonomy places the organism in Eukaryota, Fungi, Ascomycota, Dothideomycetes, Venturiales, Sympoventuriaceae. The transcript has a single exon.